This is a messenger RNA of Neospora caninum, 4161 nucleotides long. Its product is annotated as putative zinc finger DHHC domain-containing protein. Gene Ontology annotation, molecular function: protein-cysteine S-palmitoyltransferase activity. The record is from RefSeq and is a predicted model, not a curated record. NCBI's taxonomy places the organism in Eukaryota, Apicomplexa, Conoidasida, Eucoccidiorida, Sarcocystidae. The transcript has 6 exons. Gene Ontology annotation, biological process: peptidyl-L-cysteine S-palmitoylation; protein targeting to membrane. The coding region runs from base 1 to 4161 and encodes 1386 amino acids. Gene Ontology annotation, cellular component: Golgi apparatus; endoplasmic reticulum.
AUGGCCACUGCGCGUCGGCCGCUUCCGGACGCCGCUUCCCCCUCGUGCGAGCUCGUUUCUGUCUGUUCGGUGUCGAGAGUCGGGCGCGUCGCAGCCUUGCGUUCCUCGCCUUCGCCUUUCUCUGAGGCAGGUCUCGACGCCGGCGCCGAAGACGAGGGGGACUACGCCCGUGCGGCCUCGCCCACGCGCGAGGACGAGCCGAGCGAACCAGCCGCCUCGGACGCGUCCAGUGUGUCUACGCCCGAGACUUCGCACUCGGACAGCAGGGACGAGAGCGCGUCAGACUGGAGAGGCCUUCAGCCUCGCCCGCGCUCUUCCAGGACGUGCCGCAGUCGCGACGCCCCGAGACAUGAGGCUCCCUCUGGGCGCUACUGCGCCCCCGUUGCAGUGAUGGUCCUACGGUGUGUUCUCCUCGGCCUCCUCGUCUCGAGCAGCCCGCGUCUCUCCGUCUUCGCCAAUCCGUCUCCUGAAACCUUCGGCCUCUGGUCCCUCGUCCUCCUCACCGUUCUCGCCUACCUGCUCACCGCCGUCGGAGAUCCGGGCUAUCUGAAGUACUGUCCCUCGUCGCUGCUCGCGCGCGAAGAACACGCGGUGCUGGUGCGCCCGCGAGGCGCCACGCGAUGCCCGCACUCUGCUGGGAAGGCCUGCAUGCAUGGGAGCGGCACAGUCGCGAGUUCGCCUGCCUUCGCGGACGGGUUCGACGACUGUCGAGGCAGAGACAGUUCGGCGCAGCGGGCGAGAGAGCGCGAGCUGUCGACCUUUUCGUCCCACUCCCGCGCCUCCUCGUCCGAGAGCAGCUUCCUAAGCGACUCUGACAAGAGCGAUGCCUCCAGAGAGACGCUCCCCCUGCAUCCAAACCGCGCAGCCGCUCUGCAUGCGGGCCGCGCACGGGAAGUCUGCAGAGACAGCCGAGGCGCUGCACGCUGUGAGCUGGGAAGACGCGCGGGCGCAGAUGCGAGAGGCGGAGGCCUCGGCGCUGGCCACCGACUGGGCCGUAGAGAGAAGAAAACGCGAUCCGGAAGAAAAGAGCGCGUCAUGCCGCUCUUCGACACGCGGCGAGAGAAGUGGAGGCGCAUCCGGACGACCGGCUCGUCGGACUGGGAGGCAUCGGACGAAGCGACUGCGGAGGCGCACGAGGGGAGGGAGCGCGGAGACAGUUCGUCCUGGGGCUCCGAAGAAGAGAGUUCGGAAGACUUUGAAGAUCUAUGUUGCAGCGAAGAACCGCGAGCAGACUGCGAGAUUGACGUGGACAGCCCGACGCGUCUCGGCAGCUCUGCAGGGGGUUUGGAGCUUCCGGCCUACCUCCGGGAGAUGCGCGUGUCUUCCUUUCAACUUGCCGAACGGGACGCCGGAGACCCGGGGUCGAUGGCGCCUCGCUGGGGUACGCUGCCGAACCCUCGACACGGAGACGCUCCCCGCGCACCGCCGCGCGACGAAGAGUUGUCUCCUCGGGUGAUACCGACGUUUCAGUCCCUGCCGGACGUCGAAGCGGCUUUCCUCCAGUCGGAUUCCAGCGAAGGAGACCUCGAUAAAGGAGACGCUUUCUCGCUCAACGGCAACACGGGAAAUCCACUCCAUGUGCAAGUUGCACAAACAAACUCGCAGUGCAACCCUAACAACGAGCCUUCCUCUCCGGACUCUCCUCCCCCUUCUUCUGUUAUCCCUUCUUCUUUUCCCUCUUCUUCUGUUCCCCCUUCUUCUUUUCCCCCUUCUUGUGUUCCCCCAUCUUCUUUUCCCCCUACUUUUUCGUCCAGACUAGGCUGUGGGGACCGAGAAGGAAAGGUUUAUGCGGAGGGAGUCGGCGCUGCAUGUGCGGGGCCAGUAGAGGGGCGGGACAGAAUGUCGAGAUCGCCCGGAGCAGAGCGCGCGAGGCAGCAGGCGGGGGAACAGGAAGGAGGCCCGAGAAACUGGGAAGACGGCCUGUACGCUCUCGAGGAUUUCGAUCCGCAGCCGAAGCCUUCCCCCGUGAAACCCGUGUGGGCCACCAAUCCACAUGCGCAAGCAGGUUUCCUCUCGUCUCCGCAAUUCCUCACUCCCCCUCCGAACGACAGGAAAACAAGACACGUGGCAAAGAAGAGAGCUCCCUCUCGGUCUUCUCGAUCUUCUCGAUCCUCUCGGUCUUCUCGAUCUUCUCGAUCCUCUCGGUCUUCUCGAUCUUCUCGAUCCUCUCGGUCUUCUCUAGAGUCUCCUUCUCGCUUUUCAGCUCCAACGUCUUCACGAAGGAAGAGAGAGGGGCGGUCGGCGUGGGGGCAGACUGCGGUUUUUUCGCCGGCGCCUGCUGCGAUUGGGCGAGGCUGUCCUUUGCCUUUCUCGGACGUCUACGCCUCCUGCAACCAAGUCUUUCACUUUGACAGCAGGAUCCCUGGCAACCCCGCUUCCGUCGGCUUUCUGCCGCUCCCGAGGGGCGUGUAUGCCGAGAGCGAGGAUGCGGUAGACGGAAGACGCGAAGGAAAGGAACGAAGAGAAAGUGGAAGGAUGCCGCGGGACUCCUCGGAGGAGCGCGAGAAGAGCGGAGGGCGGGCGAGUCGGCGGCGGCGAGGAAGGCCGGCUUUGCUCCUGGGGCGACAACUUUCAGAUCGUGACUUCGUUCCUGCAACGCGGCGAGAAAAAGGGCGAACGAGGCUCGCCGUCUCGGCGUGUGCCUCGCCGCUGGACACGUCUUCAAGCGACGAGAAGAGAGACCGAGCGGUCUGUCUCCAGGGCCGGAACACAUCCGAGGAGCACUUCAACCUCGCGCUCGACGAGAAGAGCGCAGGCAGCGGCGGUUUUGUAGACCACGGGGAGAUGCGCGGUGGGGAACCCGAGGAGCGGAGCGAGAACGCAGAGCUGACGACGAAGACAGAGACGAGAGAGACGCAAGGCUGGGAACCGGAGAGAAAAGGCCAGCAUGCGAACGCCCAGAAUGGAGCGAAGAACGGUGAGCCUGUGGAAGGAGCCGCGCCGGAGACGGUGCCUUGGCGAGGAGAGAGCGACGCGUCACGGGACGAGAGGCGCAGCACUCACGCCGAUGCGCGGCUGGUGAGAGAAGCGCUUGGAAAGGAAACUGGCGAGAAGCCGUUCGAUGCGGCGCGCACAGCACGCCGUGGGAGGUGUCUAGACACCGGAGACCAGAGCAGUGUGUCGCGCGCGCCGCGCUCGCGUGGAAAAGAAGAGGGCGACGUCAGUGGAAACGAGGAGUCGGAGGUGGAGAAGAUCCGCGCGGCGUCUCGGGUCCUGACGCCCCGCGAGGCAGGCCCAGCUGUCUCAGCUUCGAGCGAGCGGGGAGAGACGGCGAGUCGGCGAGGCGAAGCGAUGCAGCGCCUCCGAGAAGGAACUUGGCGAGGAAAAAGGCGAGACCGGAGGGACGGAAAGCGGCCUCGACAGGAAGGGAGACCCAUCUUUUACGUCUACAAAAAACAACUCUACCAGGCCUCCGUCAAACUCCGCUUCUGUCAGAUCUGCUUCAUGUACCAGCCGCUGAGAACGAAACAUUGCAGCCAGUGCGGCCGGUGUACUCGAACCCACGACCAUCACUGUCCAUGGAUCGGGACGUGCGUCGCGGAAGAGAACCGCGUCUACUUUUACUGGUUUCUUCUGCUGCAAGCGAUCGAACUCCUGGUCGUCGCCGUCCUCUACAUUCGCGCGCUCGUAUGGCAAACCGAGGGCGAGAUUCAAAACCCUUUCCACUUUGUCGCGCUCUUCUUCACUCUCAUGUUUUGCCUCUUCCUCGCCUGCAUGGUCACCUGUCUCUUCUGCUACCACACCUACCUGAUGCUUUCCAACUUGACGACUUGGGAGUCGAUGGCGUGGCACAAAAUAUCGUACCUGAAGGACGUACCUGAAUCGAAAGGCUCGCCGUUCAAUCGAGGGGUUCUGAUCAACAUGUGCAUCUACUGCUUCCCGCCGUCUUGCUGCGCUGCUUUGCGCGCGAUGUGCGGUCCUCUCUUCCGCCCCGUGACGUCGGCGGCUUUCCGAGCUCUCGCCUGCCUCGCCGCCGUCGUCCGCGCGCCUUGUCGCCUCUUCGGCGGGCGGCGAUCCGCCUGGGGCUCUAGGGCCGUGGGGACAGGAGACACCCAGGCGCGACGGACGCGCGGGGCGCGCGGCCUGGCUGGGUUCCCCUGCGGACCUUGCGGCGAAAUUUGGUGGGAACCCGGUGAGAGCCUUGGCCCGUUCGCUUCUUAG